AGAUGUAAUUCCAGCCAUAUCUUGCAUUGUUUAUCCAUGACCGUCAAUAAGUCCGUUCAAUUGUGCAGUAAGCAUGAUGAUCAACAAUGAAAAGGAUCUUGUAGUUGACAGGCAUAAGAAAAGACUGGAUGGCAAUCUGUGCUUUAAUUAUGUGCAUGUCUUCCCGAUCGGGAUUAGCGCGUUAUCCCGCUUUCCGGCACUCACCGCCCGAGACCGUCCACAAUUCCCAUAACGAACUUUUUGUCACGUUCCUUCGCUGCGAUAUUACCUUAAUUCAUAACCCUUCCUCCCUCAUAGUCCCGGCCUCCCUAUACUGUGCCGUCUCUCGCCUCACCUAUCUCCUUUUCCACCCGACAGAACUUGUCCAGCCGCACGCCAAUUUCCCUCCCCAGAUCUUCGACUCCGACCGUUCGAAUCCAUAUCCGUUUGCUUUUGUUAUCUCCCUGUCCUUGAGCUGCGCUCGAGGAUACUUUCGACGGAAUAGACGCAUUGUGCUUUGGUUAAGAAAAAAAAAAAAUUUAAAGAGGGCUGGUUCUUUGGGCGUCCGCGUGUGAAACGCAUACAUAUCAUUACAACGCACACAUUUGCGGUCAACGCCGCCUCGCGUUUUGACCGGUCGUCCUCCCCCUCCCUGCCAGUUCCCGAACGGAAGUGCUUGUGCGACAACUCGAGACGACAGUUCUUUUCCGAUAAAGAAAAAAGACCCAGCCGGAUUGGAUUUCAAUUCUUCCGAAUUGGGUCCCCACGUCGCUCUAUUCACUGGGUUUCUCUUGUUCC
Messenger RNA from Aspergillus glaucus CBS 516.65, 777 nucleotides. RefSeq lists its product as uncharacterized. The record is from RefSeq and is a predicted model, not a curated record. NCBI's taxonomy places the organism in Eukaryota, Fungi, Ascomycota, Eurotiomycetes, Eurotiales, Aspergillaceae. The transcript has 2 exons. The coding region runs from base 129 to 554 and encodes 141 amino acids.